UUUUAAAGUGGGAUUCCCCGACAACGUGCUUUAGUCAAUUCAAAAUAUUUUGGAAGUUUUUUCUGGGCGAAUCGGAGGCUUUCUCCUGAAAAACACAUUGUGAGUCAACAUCUCUGAGCAGUGGUCCCACCACGGUUGACGCGGCUGUGUGUGAAAGGGAGCAUGGAGACCAACUUCCCCCUCCCUUUGAGCCAGGACACCUUCCAUGAAUUAUGGAACACUGUUGUUUUGUCGACUGAGAAUGAGUCUUUGGCUACAGGUGACGGAUUGCUGGAUCUAAAUAUGGAUUUUUGGGAGAAUGGAGAACUCCCACAGCAGGAAACUAAAAAUGUGCCUGCAGCCCCAAUGGUCCCCGCAAUUUCGAAUUAUGCCGGGGAACUUGAUUUUGCGCUCCAUUUCAAUGAUUGUGGUACUGCGAAGAGUGUUACCUCCACGUUUUCAGAAAAAUUGACCAAACUAUUCUGCCAGCUGGCUAAGACCACUCCAAUUGGGAUAUUGGUUAAGGAGGAGCCUCCGCAGGGCGCCGUCAUCAGAGCAACGGCCGUGUAUAAAAAGACUGAGCAUGUGGCAGAAGUCGUCAAGAGGUGCCCACACCACCAAAGUGAAGACACGUCUGACAACAAGAGCCAUCUGAUCCGAGUGGAGGGCAGCCAGCUGGCCCAGUACUUUGAGGAUCCGAACACCAAAAGGCAGAGCGUGACCGUGCCUUACGAACGCCCACAGCGGGGAUCUGAGAUGACGACCAUCCUGCUGAGCUUUAUGUGCAACAGCUCCUGCAUGGGAGGCAUGAACCGGAGGCCUAUCCUCACCAUCCUGACCCUGGAGACCCCAGAGGGGGAGGUUUUGGGCAGGCGGUGCUUUGAGGUCCGUGUCUGUGCCUGUCCAGGCAGGGACCGCAAGACGGAGGAAGAAAACCUGGAGAAAAAUGGCACUAAGCAGACAAAGAAAAGAAAGAGCGCUCCUGCUCCAGACACAUCCACUGCUAAAAAGUCCAAGUCUGUCUCCAGUGGAGAGGAUGAGGACAAGGAGUUGUACACUCUCCAGAUUCGGGGGCGUGAUCGUUUCUUGAUGUUCAAGAAGCUCAAUGAUGGUCUGGAGCUCAUGGAUAAAAUGGGGCCCAAGAAAAAGCAGGAGGUUCCUGCGCCCUCCAGCGGGAAGAGGCUGCUGAAGGGGGGAAGCGACAGCGACUAGUUUACCGUCUUUCAUUUGUCUUUUGGUUUAUGUUCUUUUUUUAUAUACUCUAUUAUUAAUUUUCAUUUAUAAUGGCAUUAUGUUUUCAUUUAAGUGUAGUAAUUUUUUUUUCUUUUUAUAUUUUUGAAAAUGAUUUGUCAUCACGUAAAAUAAUUGCUUAGUUGGGUUUAAUUAUGUUGAAUUAAGUAUUGACCAGUUUCAAGCCAAAUAAAGCUCUCCAUGGUGUUAAGAGGAAUUUAUUUAGUUUACUAAGCUAUAUUUUCUUAUUUCCUUUGUUUAAAGAUUGGAUAAUUUCAAUGUCUUAUCACUUAUGAUUUAUCUCUUGGAAACAGUUUAUUUUUUUAUUUUUUAUAAGUAGUGUUGGUAGAAGAGGGGCUGGCUGGAUCACCCCCAACACUUGAGCCUUGUUUUGUGUUUUGUGGCCCUGUUUUGAAAACUAAUUUGACACUGAAAAACCGUCUCAGUUUUCCUUCCAGUUACUGUAUUCAAAAUAUGAAUCAAGUCGCAUCUUUACAGCAGUAAAGUGGAUUUUUUUUUUUUUGUUUGUUUUAUUUCCUCCUCUAAACCAGUUGAACCACUUUAAGGCACUUUGGCUUGACGUGACCAAUCACUGACUAAAUGACCACUUUAAACUUAACACUGCCAGAGAAUAUUUAGAGGCAUUUCUGCAACUUUGUAGUUUAGCGAAAGGUUUCGGUUUCCUUUAUAUUCUUUAAAUUUCAUGUAUUUUGUACUGACUUUCUGUUUUAUACUCGAGUUUUGAGCUGAAAUAAACACAUUCAGUCUCAA
Messenger RNA from Poecilia latipinna (sailfin molly), 1980 nucleotides. RefSeq names its product tumor protein p53 (gene tp53). Gene Ontology annotation, cellular component: nucleus. Lineage: Eukaryota; Metazoa; Chordata; Actinopteri; Cyprinodontiformes; Poeciliidae. Gene Ontology annotation, molecular function: RNA polymerase II cis-regulatory region sequence-specific DNA binding; DNA-binding transcription factor activity, RNA polymerase II-specific; protein binding. Gene Ontology annotation, biological process: protein tetramerization; regulation of transcription by RNA polymerase II; apoptotic process. Bases 163 to 1191 code for a protein of 342 amino acids. The transcript has 11 exons. The record is from RefSeq and is a predicted model, not a curated record.